Messenger RNA from Anopheles stephensi (Asian malaria mosquito), 13643 nucleotides. It is a transcript of the gene Glut4EF, whose product is annotated as zinc finger protein 395. Bases 31 to 2094 code for a protein of 687 amino acids. Gene Ontology annotation, molecular function: DNA-binding transcription factor activity; RNA polymerase II cis-regulatory region sequence-specific DNA binding. The transcript is spliced from 7 exons. Gene Ontology annotation, cellular component: nucleus. Gene Ontology annotation, biological process: regulation of transcription by RNA polymerase II. NCBI's taxonomy places the organism in Eukaryota, Metazoa, Arthropoda, Insecta, Diptera, Culicidae. The record is from RefSeq and is a predicted model, not a curated record.
ACAGAGCGAAGCGAUCGACCAGCCACCCUUAUGAAAAAAUACUUUCUCAACAAAAUGUCCACCGGCAAGCGUCUGGCGAAGCGCUCGAUCGUGGGUACGCGCGUCUGUGCGCCCGGUACCGAUGGGAUCUGGUACUCGGGCAAAAUCGAGUUCGUCAAAACGGCACCGGACCAGCAGAAGGAACCUGGCCGUACCGGUACAACCGGUGGCAACUUCCUGCCCGGGCUUACCACGCCCGCCCGUUACACGGUGCAGUUCGACAAUAUGAAGGACGCCGCAAGGCUAGGGUUGGCCCGCGAGUUCCGCGAAACCGAGCUGAUCGGGCGCGGCUUUCGCAAGAUCGAGGACGUGAAGCUGAAGCCGGGCCAGAAGGUCUUCCUCACGUACAAUGGGCGGGAGAAUACGGGCGAGGUGAUCGCCCACGACGAUCUGAAGGACGAGGUGAAGGUGCGGAUUGCCGGUGCGACGAACGGUGCUGCUCAAGAGGCUCCGAUCGAGCUAACGAAGCGCCUGGAGGAAAUUCGACUGCUGGAAUCGCGCCGCUCACAGCGACUGGCGGUCCAGGAGAAGGAUACGGACUUUGCCCGGCUGGCGGAUAUGGGCGGCGAUCGUCGACGACAAUCAAACAGCAUCGAUGUGCCAUUCUCGCUGACGCAACAGAACGGAUCUCGCAAACGGCGGCCCUCGUACUCGCAGGACGAUCGAGAGUACUACAGUAUUAACGACGACGAUCCAAUGGACGAAUGCAACGCCGCGCUGGUACUUAUGAGCCUGUCCUGCUCACCGAACUCAUCCGUACAUGGCUAUGAAACAAUUCUUGGCACCAGUUCGGGCAGCAGCACCACCUCCUGGAGCACCGGAUCGACUUCGCCGCCGCUGAGCGAGGAUGGACAUUCCACACCACCGACGCACCACUACCAGCACGAGCUGAAUCAUCACCAUCAUCACCAUCACAAUGGCCGUUACCAGGCAGCGAGCGGUACGGGCCGGGGGGCUCGCACCACGUCCCUCUCUACAUCGGACGAAGGCAUCGGUAUGGAGGACAUGCCAAGAAAGCGUCGGGUCAGUCAGCGAAUUUUUAAAUGCACCUGGAAAGGUUGUGGCGUCAUCUAUACUACAUGUCCCGAAAUCACUCAACACGUUAGGAGCGCACAUCUUGGCCCUCGUAAGCCGAACGAGUACAGCGACGAGGAGGAUUUCUUCUUCACCGAAACCGAGGAUGAGAGCGACGAGAGCGCGCCGAAUCCACCCUCGCCACCGACGCUGAGCCAUCGCGACAUGGCACGACCCCCGCACGAGGAUCCCGAAUAUCAGCGCCAGAUCGUUGGCACCUACCGGCAGGGAUUGCUCUCGCAAUCGCAGGCCCUCCAGCAGCAGGCCCAGGCCCAGGCCGCCCAGCAGCAGCAACAGCAACAUCAAGCCCAACAGCAGCAGAUUGCCUCCAUCAAGCCACCGUUGCCGGCCGGCCUAACAGUGUCGGCCCUGAGCGGCACCAGCAAUGGCACCUCGUCCAGCAAUGGCGCCGGCUCGAACGGUAACAGCAGCAACAGCAACGGUAGCACCGGCAGCAGUAAUGGUGCCGUCAACCCACACAGCAGCGUUUCACCGCUGAUCCAUCACAACUACACCUGGUCCCAGGUGAGCCCGACAUCACCACAGAAGCACGUGCGACUAUCGCCCCGUCCGUCGGCCUCGUAUCCGUAUCCGUCGCCGAACUACCAGCACCACUACCAGGCGCAGGCCGCCCAGCAGCAGCAGCAACACCACCAGCAACAGCUCGGCCACAUCCAGCUAUCGCCGGGUGGCGCGAGCAGUGGUAACAACGGAACCGCCGCCUACCAUCAGCUGUUGGCCGGUGCGGCCGGUGCAUCCGGUGCGAUCGCGCUCGGUUCGUACAGCAGCAGCCCGAGCUCGAGCGGUGGCGGCAGCAGCGUGGGCAGUGCGGGUAGCGGCCAGCACCGUUCGCCAGUGUCACCGAACCGGAGGACACGGGGCGAGAACAAGAAGUGUCGCAAGGUGUACGGUAUGGAUCACAAGGAUCAGUGGUGCACCCAGUGCAAGUGGAAGAAGGCCUGCAGUCGGUUCGGCGACUGAUCCAAGCCGUCCGCUGGCAACCGCAAAGCAGCAGCAGCAGCACCACCGAGCGCCAAGUUGCCACCACCGGCAGUCGGUACGUCCGGUGGGCCAGCACCACCGGGUGUCGCCGCCCCGUCUACUUCGCCAUCGUCCUCACAGUCGCUGUGGAUAUCGUCGUCGUCGUCGUCGUCCUCAUCGUCGUCGUCGUCCACUUCUUCCUCGUCCUCAACAUCCCAUCCGCUGCCACCGCCCCCGUCUUCGUCCGCGGUGGCGAUGGUCAAGCAGGUGAUCCAGUUGCAGCCGCAACCUCUUCAACUGCAGUCGACAGCGUCAUCGUCGCUGCUCCUACACAACCAGCACAGCCAGCAGCAGCAGCAGCAGCCACAAGCGCACCGUUUCAGUGUGCAGUACGCACAACCGCAGCAACCUCGUCCACGUGCACCGGGCAUGGUGGUUUGAUGUGUGUGACGCAGCCAACCGAAACACUAGCGCAUCGAAUGCCGUGCGUAAACCAGUGUGACUGACGGGCCGUUCCGUACACCACUGGCAUCGGCCGCUUCCGCUGCCAGCCCAUCCUCCGCCAUCUUCCGGUGCAUUACGCCUGACUGAGUAAAAGGUCUACGACAAAUCAAACCAAACGGCCCUCGCCAGCUCAUCGACGAUGGAGAAAGUCCCGGUUAAAACAAACCGUAAGUAAAAGAUAGUUGAUUUGAAAAAAAAAAACAUUCAGAACAACAACAACAACAAAACACCCAAUGUGUGUAAGACUAAAACUGCGCAAAACAAAAUGGUGAACGCGCCGCCGCCCCGCAGUAAAACGAGAGAGUAAAAGUCACUCCCGAAGCAACACAAGAUCUUAGCAAAAGCGAAAACAAAACAAACAAACAAAAAAAGAAACGAAAUACGAAAACCACAAGACAUCAAAGGCUGAUUUAGUUUUUAACAAUUGCGGAUAAAACCAGAAGAAGAAAAAACAAACAAACAAACAUAAAAGGGGAAAAAAAACACUCAAACACGCCUUGGGUGAACUGAGGGAGAGAAUACGAUCGUUGGCACUGAAGAAGAUAUUAAAGAAACAAGAUGUGGCAAGGCAGCACAUCGACCGAUCGACAUCGUUAUCAGACACACGGUUUUGCUGCAAGAAUCACGAUGGAGGUGCCUGGUUACUGGUACACUUUACAGUAACGUAACAAAAAUCUCCUUAGCUUCCUUCCGCUCUCCACCUCCUCCCCCCCCCCACCAAUGUGAACCAUCCUUCCAACCGGCUGAACUGAAAACGCUCUUCACGACAAAACGAUAUCUUAAUACCGUCCGUAAACACCCCCUAUGUUGUUCCGGAUGGUCUGGAAAUCCAUCCGAAGGACGCGCGCGGGAUAAAACGGUGGAAGGAUCGGUAGCUGGAGGAUGGCAGUGUGUAUGUGGGUGCGGAAAGUGUGGACAGUACGAACCCUGCGUACCAGUACAGGAAGCUCUGGCUACAGCCAUGAGCUUUUCCAACAGGCACCAGGCGCCUCCAUCGAGGUUUUGUGGGGAAUGUUUUUUCCCCGCCAGAUUUCCGUGUCCAAUCGAUUCGAAUAUGAUCUCGACCCGUACGUGGAGCGUGAAGAUAGUGCUAAUAAGGGUUGGGGUUAAGCAAACAGAAAAUUAAAUCCACGGGGUGAAACAUAUUACAAAGAGAGAUACCACAUAAAACAGAUCUGUAGCGCGUGAGAAUAUUAAAGAAAAAACGAAGAGCGAAACAAUGAAAAAAAGCGAAAAAACAAAAAAUCAUUUAAACCACUGCCAAUAAGUUUAAAAACUCUACUAAACUCUAUCGUCAGCAAGGGAGAGAAAUGUGAACAAAGAAGCAGAUAAAAAAAAACACACGGAGGGAAAAAGAACCGUCGUCGUGCAGGAAAAGGAAAACAAAAACAACACUUUACCUGAAUUUGAGCCGGAGCAAUGGAUUGGAAGCAGCAAAGAAACGGAAGCGUUUAGUGCAGCAAGAACAUAGCUGGUGACCGUAGGUGAACAGGCCAAGGAAAGUGUUUGUUGGACCGGGAGUGCAGUAAAGAAGGUUACUAAGCUGGCAGAUAGCUGAUGAGUAUUGAGUAAGCAAAUCACAUAAGUAAGCAACACGCUAAAGGGUAAGCGAAACAAAACGUAAAACUAAACACAAGUAACUCCGUAUAAACGUAACUCGUAACCGUAAGUUCUACUGCAAAAGCGAAUAAGCAAACUGUCUAUGUGUAAUAGGAGGAUAAGUACGUGUGCAGCAGCAGCAGCAGCUAAUCGAGGAACGGGUUCGAAAUCGGCAGCAGGCCGAUUGUUUAGCUACCAAUUGAUAUACACAAACUGACUUACCGAUCGUGACGUGCGACUGUGUGUGGAGGGAGGGUUUGAGGCGCACGCACCGCACCUUCACCAUCAGCAAAACCAGCUAAAACUCCUAUUUACCAUUUUACCAAGUACUAAAACACUACUAAAAAAUCAAAUACCCUAUCGUUCACUUACACGCGGAUGUACACGGGCAAUACGUACGAUCGUUAACGGUUAAGCAAGAAGGGGCAUCUGUCGUCGUUCUAGCAGCGGUUUUCACUAACCCUCGCAUACCCUUUUUCGAUUCGAUCGAACCGAGCUUUUUUUUUUUGCUUUGGAGCUUGGUUGGAACGUAUACUUGUUUGCGGGAUCGUUGCAAUUCUGUUACCUGCCAACUGUCGAUUUUUUUUUUCGCAGAGAAAGCGAGAGCGAGAGAGAGAAAAAGAGAUUUGCAAAAAGCAAAAUUUGUUUUUGUACCACAGAUGGUUUGUGAAACGAUCUGUUUUAGAAAUGUGAUAUAAUACCUCCCCGUCCCGAGACUAAAGCGCUUUCGAGGGGAGGUAAGAAAAAAGAAAAUGAAGGGGAAAAACUGUUUUUUGUUUUGUCUUGUAAGUACCCUUCGCAGCUAUUCAUUAAGGAUCCUGUCCCGAUCGCACAACCGAUCGUCGGAUCGAUCGUCCUUGCUUAUAAAGGGGACGCCAAAUUUUCAUUCGCUCUCGGUCUGCACUGCAGCUGCUGCUUCGCUUCUUGUGAAGAGCUUUCAGUGAGGCUUUUACUUUCGAAAAUUGGAUAUGGAGAGCUUUUCCAAAGUUGUUGCUGUUCACAAACCUUCCUGGGUUAGUGAUGUUUGGUGCAGGUUUUGUGGAGCAUCCAAACUGAUGUCGUGUUACCUUCGUGUGGGUCAGCUUGCCAGCCACGGGGAUGUUUUUAACUUGUACUAUUGUACAAUCGUUCUCUUCGUACUAAGCUACACAUGUGGAAAUUGGAUGAAACUUUCGAAAGCGAAACAAAAUAGAGGGUUUAAAAUGGCGCACUGGAAAGCGACGCAAUUUUGUGCAACUGAUGAUCUCUGUAAAACUGUUCAUUAAUUUUUCGUUUUUUUGUUUGUGUGUGUGUGUGUUUUGUACACGCUCCACACAUAUAGCUAUAUAGAGAUUUGUAUAUUUAUAAAUACAUAUUUUUAUCAUUCGUACCCUUUCGUUGUUCGUAUGUUCGCGAUCUGCCUGUUUGUCGUAUCCUAUCGGAAAAGCGCAUCGUAAUGAGAGGUGUUUUUGGGAUACUGUUUUUUGUUUUUUAUUGCUUUCACUCAAAAACAACAAGUUGGAUCACGAAGAAAAUGGCAGUACACACAAGCCUCUGCUCUUCGUGCACUGCAGCUCGAAUGCUGCAGCUGUUCUCAAAACACCAAUACAGACCCAAUAAUCAUGAUGGCCGAUGGCCGAUGGUGGGUCCUCAAAAACCCCGGUGCCCUUUUCGUGUGAGCAUACGGCCACUUAAUUGCACUUAAUCGAACAAAAGAAAAACCCCCCAAUCUAACGCAGCAAUAAAAAGCAAUUUAAAAUCUCGUCAGCAAAAACACUUGAACACUGAGCGGAACAAGUGAACGGUUAAGGGGUAAACACUCUUGGGAAAAGGGGUGUUAAUAGAUUAAAAUUAGCGAGGGAAAACCAAACCAAUAAGCAAAUAAAUCUUACGGGAAAAAUAAGACGACGGGGGCCACGAAAAGUAGGGCCGAAAGCCACCACUCCCAUCGCCAUCGUUUAUGCUGCGUCGGGACAGGCACACUUCUCUCACUGUCGUUCGUCGUACUACUACUUUUUUAUGACAAUCGUGAGCAAACUGAUAAGCAAAUGCAUUCGAUCGCAAUUAAAUGAUUAAAUUCUUGUGCACACACGCACACACACGUCACACUAACAACAACAACUAAAAACCCCAAAAUCCGUCACAGAACAGUGUUUAUCUGUCUAUAUGUUCUAUAUGUUUUGCUGUCUUUGGCUCAACAUAAGAGGCUUCGAUUGAGCCAUCGUUGGGAAAAGUACGUAUUAUUUUUUAAAAUCGGUGUCCACUAAAUCCGGAUCAUCUCACCCUUAUUGGGUUUGGUUUUAUUUUUCCAUCAAGUUCAUUGUUUUAUAAAGCACAAAUCCACGUGAAACAUUGGAAUCGAACGGGUAUCCAGCAGCGAGAGAGAGAGAGAGAGAGAGACAAAGGAUAGCAAACAAAAACAAGUGCAAUGUGGGUAAAAAAAAGAAAACAAAAGUGGGAAAGUGUAUUGAAAAGACUAAAAUUUUUGCCUAUUUACAUGUACAAAAUCUGGGGGUUAGGAAGCUAGUAGCAAUGGUAAAGCAACGCGAAAUACGGCGGGACAACAAAAUCGACAGCCACUUGUACGAUCACUAGUUGUACUGCUGGCUCACUGUCGAAAGUGGCUAACUUGUGACAAAAGUUAGCAAAGCAAAACAUACAACCAACACAUUACUACUUCUCCCUUCAAUCAUCUACCGCUUUUUGUACGAUGUAUACGGGACGCAAAGCCCUAGUAGCGGGCAGGGUGUUUUGGUCCCGGCCGGAGAUCGCAUGCACACACAAUAUACGACGAGGCCACCAGCUACCACUACUUUGAGACAAAGGAUGACAAAGGAUCGAUGGAUGUAUUCGAUGUACACACACAACUAUUAGGCCAGAGGUAAUCGGAUGGGCAUAAACAUAUGAGUAGAGAGCGUGUUUUCUGGAACAAACGUUUGUCGGUGUAUGUGUGUGUGUGUGUGUAGUAGUCUGGACGCCGUUUUGAGUGUCAUUUUCCUCUCCCGUUUUUCGUGUUGUUAGAGAGUGACCGUUUCGGUAUAACGCAGCAUACUCAUAAAUAUCCGCCCCCUCCCCCUUUAAUAUACCGUGGCUAGCUUAAUCGGGUUUUAACAAAAACAAUGAACCGGAAGGGGCAUGAGCAUAAGAAACGCAUACACAUAUAUAACUAUUAACAAACGAAAAAGGCAAACAAACAAAUUGUAUGUAUAAAUUAUCUCACCAGCACCUUCCCAUCUAAAACACGCACCCGCCCGCAUUACAGAACAGAUUGAAGACGAGCAGCGGCGAAGCGAUGGAUAGACAAACAGGUACGUCCGAUCAGGCCGAACUAGCAAAGAAAACAAUAGAACAAGCUCGCAAAGAACACAGCAACGAGCAUUGAGCAGACUAUUGGGACGAUAAAGGAAGGCAAAGCAAAAAUACAAACACGGCAUAUCCAUGCAGCGAUGGAGAGUGAGUGAUGAAAGAAGGAGGAGGAAGAAUGUAGAAGAAAGUGGAAAAAGGAAGGAAGAUGUUACAUAAAACAUAAACAAAACACACCGACAAAAAAACACAAGAGAACAAAAUAUGGCGCAUUAUUACUGGGGUUACCGUAUUUUAUUUUUACUAAAUACUAUUUUCUCGUGAGUGUGUUUUUAUUUUUUUUGCUAAGCUUGUACAGUGCACAUACAACAACACAACAAAGAGAAGAAAACAAACACAACACACUGAACAGUUACAAAUAGGUCAAGCAUCAAUGUGACAAUUGUUUUUUGUUUGUUUGUACAGAAAGCAGGCAAAGCAGCUUGCUGUAGAAGAUAAGGUAUCGAAACGAAUCCCUAAGAUUGCAAUGGAAAGGAGUAAAAUAGAGAAGUAAGAGAAAGAAAAAAAAAUGGAAAAGAAAAUAUGAAACAAAAAAAAGAGAAGAAAAGGCGAGCAAGAGCGAGAGAAAGAGAUAGAGAGAGAGCUGUAGAGACAGAUAAUUCACCCACCUUUUUCGGAUUAAGUUAUUGCGUACCAUACUAAGCUGUUAGAUCGUUAGGUUGAGCAAGUGCAAAGCAACAAAGCAAAUGUUUGAUUUUGUCCGUGGUCUUUUUGUUUGCAUUGUCGCUUUUCUACAUGGUUAAGAAUAAUUUAAAAAAUGGAAAAAUAAGGAAAAAGAAAACACUAUUUUACUAAACUUACUAACAAACAAACGAAGCACACAAUCCUCACACAUUCACACACGCAUAAAAACAUCUCGCUUCCUUUGUGGGGUUUUUGGAAAAAUUUAAACGUUUUGGUUCUUUCUUUUUUCUUCUCGGCGUGUUAAACUUCUACUAAGCGUACGUAUUUAAAGUUGUUAAAAUUAAUCUUUUCCCUUCCCUUUGUUGGGCAAAUGUGUCUUUCCCUUCGGAAGCGUGCAAGUGGAAGGUUUUGUUAAAUUUUAGAUUACUCCAAAUCCACACUCACACACCGACACACACGAACCACAUGAUCGGUGCAACAAUUUGUGCAUUAUUAUUAUAACCCGUUUGCGCGACAUGCGCGUGUGUGUUUCUACCGUUUUUGCCCCCUGUUUCUUUGUCUGUUAUGUAUAAAAAAAAUACCGAUCGUUGUGUGCUUUUCGCAAAGGAUAAGAUUGAUUAAGAAGAGAGCGAGGAACGUAACCGUUUAAAAACAAACAAACUCACAAAAAACGAAACCUAAAUGCCAAGGCCAAUUAAACGAUGCAAGCGUAGUAUCUCGGUGUAUGUUUACGUUAAGUUCGACGAUAAGCCCACGAUUAGUGCACCCGACGAGUUUUUCGCAAUAAUGAUGAGAGCAAGUCAGUGAGCUUGAUUUUUUGUUAUCUCUAGCAUCCUUCUUCUUUUUGCCACUUUUUGUUUUUUCUGUUGUUUAAUUUUAAAUUUCCUUUUUUAUUUUACAUUUUCUUCACCCCAACUGCUGCUUCGGUAGGUUAAUAGAACGAUUUUUAUCUUCUUUACAAAGUUCUUCUUACUUUGUACUACUCUUACAAAGUACCUCUGCCAAUUCUCCUGCACCCGUACUAGCAAUGUAUGUCAAACAAAACAAAAUCUAGCUCAAUUAAGAUUCGUUUUACGUUUAGCUACCAUUUACGGCUACCUGGGAAAGGGAAUUAAUAACUCACGGGAACAAGCACACCAACCCAACCGCCGUCUGUUGAUUCGUGUAACAAAGAAGAAGAGAAAGGAGAGAAACCACCCCCUUCCCCUCCUCCCCCCACACACACUCUAUUUAUCUGCCAUUUAUACCUAAGAUUACGUUUAAUAGUUUAGUAGCACUGAUCAUAUUUAUCCGAGCCGUGAUCGAACCCCUCGGCUUUGGUCGGUAUGCUCGUUUCCCUCUUCUUUUCCUCUUUUCUACUGCUUUCCACCUUAAAGUGCUUCUACUUGCUUGUAAUAUUAAAUCGCUUUUCAUUUGCUUUUUGCCGCUGCUAUUCGGUCCAUCCGAGCCGCUUUGUUAGAAUCCGAUCUACUAACCCGCGCUAAGUAACUUGCUAAGUGAAACGAAAGUACCAUUUUAUAUAAUAUACAAACUAUACAUAAAUAUAAACAUAAGAAUGUUUUUAGUUGUAGAUCGAAACAAAAAAACAAACCGAAAACAAUUAUUAGUGAGAAUUUUUUUCCUUUGCUUUUUCCGUCAACCUUUUUUUUAUUUCUCUCCGCUUUUCCUUUUUGGGGUUUUUGUGAGCUCUGACAGCAGCUAGAGUAGUGCAGAAAGGAAAUGAACACCAUAUGAAAUUAUUUAAGCGCGGCCUGUACCAGCCUUUAACACGCGGGGGCAGACAGACAGCGCGAAAUGAUCUUAAGUUAGUUCAAUUUUACACCUUCAAUCAGUUCGCCCCGUUGGUGAUGGUUUGAAGAUUAACAUUAAUUAUACACACACACUCAUACAAACAUUCACACUCAUACAACGUACAUACAAACAGAGCGUUUUAGUUGUUAAUCUAGUUAAAAUAUAGUUUCAUUACCUAGGUUUUGUUUUGUCUCGUUUUAAAACAUUUAUUUAUUUAUUUACCCACCCAUUUCCCAUAAAUAAAACAAAAAAAAACAACAACAACAAUAACAACCACCAUCCCCUCCCCCCUUUAUUUUUGCCACCUAAGGACCUAAGAUGUAGUAAAGGAUAAAUGGGCUGGGAAGAGAGGGAGUGAGAGAGAGAGCAAGAAAGUAAGGGGAGUAUAGAAAAAAGAGAUAUAUUUUUAUUUUAAGUAACACAAAGCAUAGAAACAAGUAAAACACAGAGCGAGAGAGAGAAAGGGUAGCGAAAAGGAUAAAAGAGAGAAGAAGGAUGCAGCAUAAUCAACUUACCAGUACACCUUCCGAGAUCGAUAUAUAUAUAUACACACAAUAUAAAGGCAAAAAACUCACAAAAACAAAAUGCAAACAAUCAUAAGAAGAAAGAAACCAUAUAAGAAACAGAACAGUUGUAAAAUAUGUACACAUGCAAACACGGACGCAAACAGAUUACAAACAAAAAGCCAGGGCGAGAAAAUGAGAGUUGUACCGUUAGCAAGUAAGGUAAGGAAACACAGGAGCUGAUCGGUGGUGAAGAUGAGAGCGGAACGUUUGUUGAUGUUAGGACAGUAUCGUUUAUGAACGCUUCUUGUGUUUGAACAUUCAACCUCCUUCAACUAAGUAAAUCGUAUGCUACAACACAAAACACAAAACCAAUCGCAACUACUACGGCAGGCAGAAGAGAACAAACAAGCAGGCAAGGGAGAAAAUGCAAAGUAACCGACAACCCGUCACAGACACGGCAAACGAUGCAAACAAUUGCAACACUUAGUAGUACAUCAUGUGUAGCGUCAGGAAUCGAUGUGAGAGGAUGUAAAGGAAGCUGUAAAUAGAGCAAGGCAAACCCCUGUCCGCCAAUCCCAUUACCAUAAACGGUCCAUAAGCAUCCUCAUUUGUCUGUCCGUAUCGUAAUCUUUUCGAUCGUUUGCGUUCGAUCGUGUGUUUCCUUACCUUAACCACCCGUCCGCGUUUAGGUAUGGGGACGAUGUUACGAUUUUCUUUACAGUAAGCAGGCAGGGUUUUGUUUUAGUUUAAGGGACACGCAUCCCACAUCCGAGAACCAUACAUAUAUUAGUUAGUUGUGUUGCGUUGCGUUUGCAUAACGUAGGACAAAAUGUAUCAACAAAAAAACUCCCGAGGUUACGGUACACAGGGCGGGACCCUCCUAGCGCGCUGGAGCUAUGAAACGUGACGCGAUGAAACCAAAACCAACCAAACUGCAAGCACAGAGUAAGAGCAAAAACCACGCAAAAAUAGACAAAACCACAGAUCGAAAACAGAAGAAGGGUAACCGGGAGGGAUAUGGAAUCGUACUAUAAGCUUGUAAGGAUCGUGCGCAAUAUGAAAAAUAAGGGAAGGAAAACAAGCGAAGAAGAAUCCACCACAGUAGUGAGGAGGAGAAGAAAACAGAAGAAGAGAAAAAAAAGCAUAACAAAACUGUGAGAAGAAUGUUUAUACAGAAACGAGGUAAAAUAGAAAGGAAAGUUUGUGUAAUUGGUGGACAAAAGAUACUAGCGGGAAGAAGAUAAAGGCGUGAUGAGUGUUGAGCAUAAAUAUAAAACACAAACCCACAAAACAAAGCAUACUGUAAGAUGUGAGAAGUAAAAUAAGUGGUUUAAGAGGAAGAAGAAAGUAAGAAGAAAAUGCUCUCACUCUCUGGGGCAGAAGGAUGAAAAUUGAAAUGAAAAAAAGUGGAAGAAGCCUUUUGUUAAUUGUUGUUUCACACAAUUUAAAAUCUGAAGGAAAAGUGGAAAAACAUGAACACAAAGCAGAAGCGAAUCGCAAACAUUACAAACACUGUAGAACGAAGUGAAAAAGAGAGAACGUAAGUGAGAGUGUUAUAAAACAUUUAAAAGAAACACACACACACAAAUCGUGAGACCGGUAAAGAUUUCAGCGGAAAAGAAAAAAAGAGAAAAUGUGAAACAAAUCAACGGGUGACGAAAGCAGCACAGAUUUGACGGAAAGGCCAUUUUCCCCUUGUUUCUGUGUUCGCCGUGUUCGACCAAAUUUAGGCAAAUUUUCCCUAUUCGGCCACAACGCAUUACAAGCGAACACAACCAAACGGAACCAGCAAACAGGGUGGGGAAAACAUCCGGAUUUUUUUUGUUUUGUUUUGUCCUGUGCCGUCGUCUGAAGCUCUCACCACCAUAUUAAAAAGUUCACACACCAGCUUACAUGCGCGAACAGCUCACUCAAUCAUAUACUACACGCGCGCACACCUCGUUCGGUAAACGCUUCGCGAUUGAUCAUUAUCAUCACCCCGCGUGUAACACACACACACACCGGAUCGAACCACCACCACACAUCACAUACAUACAAGGAGCCCUUCCUCUUCAUAAUACGAAUGACACCGAAGCAUGGGGAAUGGUAUCGAUACCGAUUCCGCGCAUUCGUGGUGAAAUGCGACUAUGAGUGCUACCGGGUGCUUUCGAGUCCUACGGCUUCGUGAUACGGUUAACGGCGCGUGCUAACGUGAUCCUAACCCUCCCUUCACGGUAAAAAAAAAAAAACUUCGUCUGUCUGUCACAGUUUGUCCGCGGCCACCGCACUCGUUAUCCUAUCGCUCGUUAUUGUUGACGUUUCAAGUUACAUUCAAUGCCUUUCAUCAGUACAAAGCUUGACGGAAAAUUUAAACUGUACAAGUGUAAAGUAAAGCCGCGGAAUAAUCAAAACCUUCAAAGCACGGAAUCGUUUUCUUCGUUUGUACAGCUGCUAGUUGUUCUCGCCCCUUUUCUUUCCUUUGUUUGUUCAUUGUUUUGUUGUGAUUUUUUCGGUUUAACUCGGAUAUAUAUUUAUCGUAGCUUACAAAGCUCGUCGUCGUCGCGUUGUUAUUGUUUGUACUGUUGCUGAUGGACAUUCACCAACCGUAACGUCCCUGCCCCUUUGAGCCCUUUUUCCGUACGAGGCUCGAAAGCAAUUCAAAGCUAUUUAUUAUCGUAUCGCACGUAACGCAAUCCUUACCGGCCAAUGCAAUGGAGGGGAAGGUUCGAGAACCACGGAACCACAAAGCUAAACACUCGUAUCGCAACACACACUACCUUGCGCACUCGAUGCUCGAACGGGAGAGAAAAGGUAGACGAAAAAAGCUCCAACAUAAUUUUACAAAAAAAAAGGAUGAUCGUGUAGAUGGAGAUAAAAAAAAACAGUAAAACAAACAAAUAAAGUCGCAGCCACGCAAGCGCAAAUUGCAAAUCGUACUAGUAUGUAUGUGAAUGUGUGUAUGUGCGUGUGUGUAAAAUGUGAAAUAUACACAUGGUGAGAUGAGGAGAUAGAGGAGAAAAAAAACAAAAGAAAAACAAAACAACCAAUCGAAAACUAAAAACCGGAGCGAAACAAUGAUCAUAAAGAUGAGCAGAUGAUGAUGAUGAUGUUCAAAUGCGAUUUGAAUGAUUUUUUUUUCUAGUGUUAAGUAAAUACAAUAUUAUACAUAUUACAAAUAUAUACACGGUAUUAGAUAAAGAUAAA